Hyalella azteca is the source of this 1869-nucleotide messenger RNA. RefSeq names its product JNK1/MAPK8-associated membrane protein-like. Gene Ontology annotation, biological process: response to unfolded protein. Gene Ontology annotation, molecular function: ubiquitin protein ligase binding. The record is from RefSeq and is a predicted model, not a curated record. Bases 151 to 1200 code for a protein of 349 amino acids. Gene Ontology annotation, cellular component: membrane. Lineage: Eukaryota; Metazoa; Arthropoda; Malacostraca; Amphipoda; Hyalellidae. The transcript has 6 exons.
CACAAUCAUUUGCAUAGUGAUGCAAUCAAAGUCAAGUUUUGAUUGUGAAAUCAAAACUAAUUCUUCCCCCAGACUUGCAGGUUUGGGCAAUGAUGCUGAUGAUUAUGCGCAUUGUGCGCUAACCCUAUUAGAAAUCUAGUGGUAUUCACCAUGAUUUCUUCUGGAAAUAUUUUACAAUGCCUAAUAUUGUGCAUUUGGUUUGGUUUAAUUUCUGCGGCCACCAUCAACUAUGAAUAUGAGAAAGGCGUGGUGUCAACACUGAAGCACUGCCCAGGCUACUAUUGUGGACGCACGCUGCUCUCCAAUGGAUCUUGGUCGUCAUGUGGACAGUGUGACCGUGGCACGAGACGUAAUGCCUCCAGCGCCUGCAUGCCCUGCUCUGAUGAACCCAGCUUCUAUGAUUGGCUAUACCUUGGAUUCAUGAUGCUAACUCCCUUGCUGCUCAACCUACUUUGUGUCGACAUUUCUCUUAAGAAAAACAAAUUAGAGGAGCGCACCUGGCUUCUGUAUGUGUGUGUGGUGGUGGAAGCCGUACUGGCUUCUGUCAUCACACUGCUCGUGACUCCUCCACUGGGGUCACUGACGCUGUCUUCCUGCCGUCCCAGGGAUCUCAGGGACUGGUACCCCAUCAUGUACAAUCCUAACCCAAACUAUGAAGGAGUACUUCACUGCACCCAGGAAGCAGUUUAUCCCAUGUACACAAUGGUGCUGGUGGGCUACUCGGUUUUCCUGGUCCUGAUGUUGGCCUUGCGUCCUGCCAUCGCUGAAGUUGUGUCAAAGAAAGCUAAGGUGGAAGAUGCAGGCGCCAUCUACUCGGCGCUCUACCUGCUACCAUCUCUUACAGUUAUACAUGCUCUCUUUGCCGGAGCCAUUUACACUGUGUUCCCUUACCUGGUGAUCGUUGGCUCCAUCAUCUCCAUCGCAACUUACUUGGCUUAUCAAGGAGACCAGAGAGUGCGCGUGCUGAUACGCGUAUUCUUCCGCGACAAGCGCUCAGUGCUGAUACUGUUGGGUCACUGGUGUCUGCACGCGUACGGCAUCAUCGCGCUCACGCAGCUCACGUACCCCGUGGUGCACGCAUCUCUCUGUGCCCUCGUGCCCGUACCUGCUCUCUUCUACGUGCUCACCGCUCGCUUCUCAGACCCCACCAGAGUGCAGGGCUGUGCCAUACCGCCGCCGGCGUCCACUCGCCCAUGUUGAACACGUUUAUGCUAAUGUUAUCCUUUGCCUUAGUACCUGGUGUCUCCGUAUACUUUUUUUACGGCUGUAUUGACUUUGCCGAGUUUUGUUUGCUCAAAGUCCUGAUCAUUCAAAAUCUCUGAUAUCUUUAAAUUUACGCCUUUUUCGCAACAUUUUUUUAUUUUCAUAGCCAUAUUCGUUGAAUUUUCUAUCUGAAUUUCUAGAUAGUUGACGGUUGUUUAUACAUCAGUAUUUGUUUCGUCGAAAAUAAAUGUUUAUUACUUUGUUAGUAUAGUUCGCCGCUUUUAAAUUGGCCUUGAAUUUGUAUAUAAGCUCGUGCUGAUCUAUUUUUUCAACUGAUCUGAAUAAUUUUUUCCUAUUAUCAGCAUUGUGAAAUUCCCGAGAUUUUGAUACGAAAUUGAACAACGAAAAUAGUAAAUUACUAAAGUGGAAGAAUAAAAAAAAUUUUCAAAGAGAAAUCCUCCAGUUGUCUCGUUCAUUUUAUUGUAAAAUGUUUAUUUCUUUCAGCCACAAGCUCAACGUAAAAUGAGUCAUGUUUAGAAAGUGAAGCUCUUCUCAUUUACUCUUUUUUUUCUUUUGAACAAAAAUGUCAAUAGUUAUCUUUUGUACAAUUUAUAAUUACACUAAAUAAAUUUCGGUGUUGAAUAUUCUAAUAAAACUCUAUUUUUG